Maniola jurtina (meadow brown) is the source of this 4383-nucleotide messenger RNA. RefSeq lists its product as uncharacterized. Bases 332 to 3514 code for a protein of 1060 amino acids. Gene Ontology annotation, cellular component: nucleus. The record is from RefSeq and is a predicted model, not a curated record. Lineage: Eukaryota; Metazoa; Arthropoda; Insecta; Lepidoptera; Nymphalidae. Gene Ontology annotation, biological process: regulation of gene expression. The transcript has 9 exons.
AUCGGCUAUCGCCGCCAUAUUGCGUUUGUGCUGUAGUCAGGGUUCUUGUGGUACUGUCCUUAAUUUAUUAAAUAUUUUCUAAGAUUGUUUUACGUAGUUACAUUUGAUGGCCUGAGACAUUUAAAUUAAAGUUUUCUUUAUGCUGUGCCUGUAGCAAAGUACUUAACACAUAGUGUACUCUUAAUUUUGAUAAAGCUAGUUUGCCCUGGGUUAAACCAUUGAAAUAACCAAGUUACUAGUGAACGUCGAUCGAGUACCAGAAAAGUGUCAGCCACGGAGCACCGCGAACUGGACCAGGUGCUAUUCACAUGGAAUGUAGCUUGAUAUCAAUAUGAAUGGGAGAGUAAAUGGCACCAUGGAGGAGUCAACCGAGUUGUCUCAUGUCGCCUCUCCUGAGAACUCUCAUACGGAUGAGACCAAUAAAGAGGAAGACACAUUACAAAAACUGAUUCAUAGCAACACAGAGACCACUAAUGAUGAAGACAGUGAACCCGUAGAAAAUAACUCCAACAAUAUAUCCCAAGUUGCAAUCAGUAAUGGCAUUGUGGACCACGAACCAGAUAAACUUAGUAAUGAUACUGCACAGAUGCCUCAACAAGAGAGUAUAGAUAAUGCCACAGAAAUUCACUGUGAUACAAGUUGUACUGAAUUGAGCUCCGACUCAGUAUAUAGUCCAAAAGAAUCACACAUUGAACAUGUAGUUCUGGAUGAUUCAGAUCCCCUGAAGGAUUGUAAUGUGAACUAUAAGAACGAAGAAAGAAAUGAUUCUCAUCAUGAGAUAUCUGAUGAAUCAGAAUCUUCAAACGAUGAAGAAUGUUCUGAAGUAAUAGCUGAGCAAAAAGGAAAAGAAACAGAAAGCUUCAAGGUAGAUUCAGACAUAGAUGACUCCUCAAAAGAAAGUGAAAAUCCUAGUAAAGGUGCACCAUUAAAAGAAUGGCCAGAUGGCCAAAAUCCAAACUCUAAAGACUGUUCCAGUCCUGAAGUACAAGAAAUAGUGGAAAGCUGCAUUAUCGCAGACGAGGAAGAACCUAAACCCAUAAAAGAAAAUAAACCACCACUACGUAGAAGUAGCAGGGCUAUUAAACGGAAAAGAUAUGAUGGUCAAGAUAUGGAGAAUGGAGAUGACGAUUCAGACAUUGAAGAAGUUAUCGUGCCCGAUUUUAAACGCAACGAUUCAAGACGAAAAUCAAAAGCUAUCAUCAUCAACAAUACUAAAACUUUAGUUGAGAUGGCAUCCAAACCGAUGAGAUCAGGACAUCAGAAAAAGGAAAACACGGUAGUUAUACUGGAUACACAUCGUGAAUCUUCUAUUAGGGGUCCAAUGAUGCGAAAAAAUCCAAUGGCUUUGAAUAAUACACCAUUGAGUGCACAAAACUUGUACCAGAGUAUCCUAGCCCGUGGUACGACUGUAACUCCAGUGAGUAGUAAAAAUCUGCCACAGCAGACACAUACACAGAGUUCUGUUACACAAAGUACUGUUACACAAAGUACUGUUACACAGAGCAAUGUGCAACCCCCACAACCUGCAAUAUUGCCAUCAUUAACAGAUGACAUGUUUGUUGUCGAAGCACCUUCGUUUAUUGUACCCUAUGUAUAUGAGAAACCAUCAGUUAAACCGUUUAGAGAAUUCGUUGAUGAGUUAGGUAAAGAAUUAGCAGCGCAAAAAGCUAAAGAAGAGGAACAAGAGAAGGAAAAAGAAUUGGCAGAGAAAACUAAAGAUUCUGGAGAGGAGGCAUCUGGCACAGAAAUAAAAGGAACAAAAGAGACAGUUGAAGAGGGCGAGAAUAAAAAUGCCAAAGCUGAAGAAAAUGCGAUAGAAGAUGAAGAUGCAAAAAAGAAAAAGGAAGUAAGAAAAGAACGCCGCCGUCGUAAACGUGAUGAUGACGACGCGUCCUGGGAUGGCUCUUUGGAUUCCGAUGAUGAUGAUAUUUGUAGUGAUGAAGAAGACGCUGUCGUUAUAAAAGACAAAGCGGACUCUAUUGAUGACAUAAAAGAUGUGACAGAUUUGACAGUAGAUAAGAUAAUCACUGGAAAGUCAGAUAACUACUUUGACAUGACACUCGGCAAAUUUUUCAUGGAUAUUGGCCUAAAUUUAGUCCAAGGAUUUGUUCAAAACGAUUUGUUAAAGCAACAAAAUAGAAAACUGCACAGAGAAAAGAAAGGCGGACAUAGUACAAAAUCUACGGAGACGUCCAUCGCUUUGCUAAUGAAAAAUUUAGAUAUCAGCAAGGAACAUAAUGCACCAUAUAAAUUUAAACAGGUUAAAUGCGAAUUUUGUACUUUUAAAUGUGAGUCGUUAUUAGUUAUGUCACAUCAUCUGGAGACUCCACAUAUGAAAAAUAAUGUUUAUAAAUGCAACUUUUGCGAAUAUGACAGUAAAAGUCCUCACGAUAUAUUGUUUCAUAUGGAAUCAGAGCAUAAAACACGUGGGAGGUUGGAAAGAGCGCCGGCUUACCACCAAUGUGCGAACUGUCCGUUUGAAGACAACGGUAAAGGCAAACUUGCGCGUCAUCAAAUAGCGUGCGCUAAAAAGUUCAAACCAGAGUUCAAUUUGUCACCACCAAUAGAAUGGGAGCCACCUGCGAAAAUACCAAAGAUGGCGCGAGCUCGCAAUCAAAUGCUAGGGUCAUAUCAAAAUGUGUUCAACAAGGGUCAAAAUGUUAGCAAUAAUUUUGGACGGCCUAUUAUGAACAACUUUGGUUCUAAUUCUACGUAUCGUCCAAGGGGGCGUUCACCUAUGGGUGUCCCAACACGACCGACUCCUAUACUGGGCAUACCAAUCAUCCGCAGUGGAGUGAGUGGAAGGCAUAGUAAUCCUGCGCAAAUGGCUUCAAACUUCGCCGGGAAUAAUGAAAAGAAUAUGCCCAAGUCAAUGUACCAGCCAUCGAUUUCCAUCACACCGUUGCCGAGACAGCCCCAGCCGAUUCAGCCUCCGCCGCCAAGUCAGCAGAAUAAGAGCACUUGCGUCAUCUGUGAAAUCUGCGAUGGCUACAUUAAGGACUUGGAACAGCUCCGAAACCAUAUGCAGUGGAUACACAAAGUCAAAAUCCAUCCCAAAAUGAUUUACAACAGGCCUCCACUGAAUUGUCAAAAGUGCCAGUUUAGGUUCUUCACUGACCAGGGGUUGGAGAGGCAUCUGCUGGGGUCUCACGGUUUGGUCACAAGUUCCAUGCAAGAAGCGGCAAACAAGGGCAAGGACGCCGGUCGCUGCCCCGUGUGUGGAAGGGUUUAUCAAUGGAAGCUUCUUAACCAUGUUGCAAGAGAUCACAAGCUCCCAUUGAAGCCGGCUCAUCUCUCAUACAAGUGCACUGUAUGCACUGCAACAUUUGGAAUGUACAAACAGUUUGAGAACCACGUGUACUCGAAGCACAGUGUUGUUGCUAAACGAGUGAUGGACAAAGGCCAGACAGCGGCCACCCCGGUCAAGAGUGGCCAGUCAUUACUCAAGCCUCUUAAGAUAAACGAUGAGAUCACUAUUAUACCGCAGCCUGUGAAGUCUACGGCUGACAAAUAGAUGGGUGCGGUGCUAUAUUGGAACAGAGCCGUAAGCUUGCCAAUAUCUUGGUCAUACACUUCUUAUGGGUUACGAGCAUUACGGGGCCUUGUCGUUACCUUAUAGUGUACAUUCCAAUGUGUAAUUGUACACCCAAAUGAAAAUACAAGAAUUAAUUCGCUGAUUUGUAAACUUUGGCUAAAGGCAAAAAAUAUAAUUUUUCAUAAUAAGUUGGGUAAUUUUGUGUAUCGGUUCUUAUUUUGCUAUACAAGUAGACAGAGAAGUUUAAAACAAAUGCAUAAUAACAUAGUUUUAGGUUAAUAUACUAGAUCACAGCAGAGAAAAUAAAUUAUUCACCAAGCUUGACAUGGGCUUGUUUUAUUAUGUCAAGCAUUCAGACUUGAGAAUUACUGUGAUCCCACUUGAUUACUUUGUCUCUUGUAAUGUCACCAACAAUUUAUUUAUUAUAAGUGUGUUUACUGUUUUUACAAAGAGGAGAUACUGGCUGUAUUUCAAAUAAAUAUAGAAAUAGAUGAAACAGCUGCUUUAUAAGAAACGUUUUGCGUUACUCAUAACGAAUUUAACUAGCAUAAAAUUGUCUUUUAAAUAUAAAAAUCCUAAUGAUCUCUCAUGUUUGUAUAAUCUAGAUUGUCUCGAUGGCUCUUUUUAUUAGAAUAUGGAUACAAAAACAAAAUGGGUCAUUUCAUAAUAAUUUUUAGAAUAAUUUUGAUAAGGUUGCGCUUGAUCACAAUCGCGUUAAAAGGGUCAAGGUUGAGUCUUAAAAGUGACUGGGUAUCCUAAAGCACAGUUUCCAUGGAAGUGGAGAGGAUAGCCAUGCAGCGCGGGUACCGCUUCAUCCCCUGAGUGAUCAUCACUAAUCGGAAUAGAAA